Folsomia candida is the source of this 1175-nucleotide messenger RNA. RefSeq lists its product as uncharacterized. The transcript has 4 exons. Lineage: Eukaryota; Metazoa; Arthropoda; Collembola; Entomobryomorpha; Isotomidae. The record is from RefSeq and is a predicted model, not a curated record. The coding region runs from base 144 to 848 and encodes 234 amino acids.
GUUUGGACAAGAAUAAUACUAUUUGUCACAAAAAUUUCCUUCAAGUACAUAAUUUAGCUAAUUCCAAUAUUACAUAAGCUAGAAAAGUAGAAGCGUUGGAAACGUAUCUACCUUAUCCGUUGAAGGUUGCCUUUAUCUUUAUAAUGUUGUGGAAUAAGGAAUCUGAAGGAGGAGAUUUCAAGUUUUGCCGUGAUGAUGAAGACGACCCCACUCCCUUUUACGGUCCAACUCUUAUUCCAUAUGUAAUUCCUCACCUCUGCAAAUUCCUUGGAGUCGGGACCAUAAAAAAGUGUCGGCUUGUCUGCCGGUCGUGGAAUUACCAUGCAACCCCAGUGCUGAAGGCGAGGACCUUUAUUAGAAUUAAACUUUGCACUGGAGAUUAUGAUUACCAAUAUCAGGAGUGGAGAUUGGGUACAGGAAUUGUAGAAAAGCUAGGAUUUGUUAAAAAUUUAAAGAUUAUGUCAUACACUCAUACACUACCACCCCUGGAUCUCGAAAAAUUUCCCUUGAUCAGAAAUCUAAAAUCAAUUGUGGUCCACUUUUUUAUCAGGGAAGACUGGCAGAAGGACUUGUGUGACAAAAUUAUACUGAAUUCGGCCCCCAUUCUGGAAGAAUUAAAGUACGAAUGGUAUUUUCAUGAAGAUUUCUCCCCAUGCGGUGGGAGCACUGUUUUCCCAAAGUUAAAGAAACUGCAACUCAUUGCUGGCCUAGUUCAAGAUCCACGGCCUGGAAAUAUACAGCACGAGGUAGUUAGCCAAGCUAUUACGGCAGUGUUCCCAGCUUUGAAAUAUCUCCUAAUUAACUGCAACAAUUUAUUAGACAUUUCGAAACAGGAAGUCCUACAAUAGUUGCCUGGUUCCCUUAAUUCGCUGGAAUUGACUGGAGAUUUGAACGCCGAUCGGUUCGAAUGUCUCCUGAAAAUUCCUUCAAGUUUGAAAAAAACUGGAGUUUAGGGCGGACUUUGUAAGUGACGACAUCCGUGCUGGUGAGCUGCCAACCAUUCUGCACAAAUUAUUAAAGAAACAUUCUCUCACUCUUGACAACUUUUCUAUCCGUUUUGACUCCGAUGAUGAAGAAACGGGGUGGAAAUUCCCAGUAUUUCCGGCCAUGAAAAACUUCGGGAUUUAUAACUUUAAAACUAAUAGGGUCGGAUUACAGGGUUUGGCACGUACGUG